ACCCAGACAUGGCAGAUACGGAUAUAGAGAACCUGCCUAACGGCACCGGCCUCUCCGAAGAGGACGAGCGGCUCAAACAACGGCCGGCAGACAUUGAUGCUGAUGUCCGCGAAAUGGAGCGUCGCAAGCGCGUGGAAGCUCUCAUGUCGUCCAAGCUGUUCCGCGAGGAGUUGGAGCGAGUUCUGGACCAGCAGAUCCACGAAGGCAGCGACGCGCCUCUGCUGCAACGCAUCAAGGAGAUGGUCGGUGGACGUCUUCACACCGGGAGUUUAAGAGGCCCAACGUGCGUGCUUCCAAUAAACGAUAUUCGUGGUAUCGAAGGUGUGGGGUACGAGAAGGGAGAGAAGAUCCUCAGAUGCAAGCUCGCUGCCGUCUAUCGGCUGGUGGACCUCUUCGGCUGGACUCAGACCGGUGCAAACGGUCAAAUAACGGCUCGUCUCAACACAGCCGUAGAGCAAGUCCUGACAACACCUCGAGGCCUGUUGCCUCAUGAGGUCACCGCCUCGUCCCUCGUCAAGGUGGACAUGCAGGGUGUCGUGCAAGACCAGGGGACUACCAAUUUUCCUAUCAAUGUUGAAGGCUUCUCCCUGCACGCGGCCGUGCAUUCGUCACGGCCCGACGUGCGCUGCGUGCUGCACGUGCGCUCGGCCGCGGCGCUGGCCGUGUCCGCCACCAAGCGCGGCCUGCUGCCCCUCUGCCAGGAGGCGGCCUUGCUCGGCCUCAUCGCCUACCAUCGCGUGCCUUCGG
This is a messenger RNA of Hyposmocoma kahamanoa, 747 nucleotides long. RefSeq names its product protein hu-li tai shao-like. The annotation marks the transcript as partial. NCBI's taxonomy places the organism in Eukaryota, Metazoa, Arthropoda, Insecta, Lepidoptera, Cosmopterigidae. The transcript has 5 exons. Gene Ontology annotation, cellular component: cytoskeleton; postsynaptic density; plasma membrane. Gene Ontology annotation, molecular function: actin filament binding. The record is from RefSeq and is a predicted model, not a curated record.